Messenger RNA from Mesorhabditis belari, 8091 nucleotides. NCBI's taxonomy places the organism in Eukaryota, Metazoa, Nematoda, Chromadorea, Rhabditida, Rhabditidae. The record is from the annotation of a GenBank genome assembly.
AUGCGUUGCUUGACAAGAUCAACAUCACGGUGGAUUCGUUUUUAUUCGGGAUCAACGGCGACAAGUCUUUUCCCCAAACAAUCGUGCAGUUUUUGUCUCAUUUUUAGGACAGCUGGUUUCGCUCGUUGGAUGGAUCGGCUAACAAUCUGGCCAGCUCCAUACUAUCCAUGGAUAUUUGACAAGGAGCAACGAAUGCAACUUGGGAGGACAGGAAAAUCGUAUCAACAAGAGAGCUAUCUCAACUAUGGGGGGGAGGGCUACAGAACCCCUUUUCAAGCCACACUGAAACAGGUUGUAGGUGGAACUUUUUGGUUUCGAACAUACCCAUCGGAAGAGGAAGUACCACGUGAGAGAACUUUCUAUUCGUCGAGGUUUCGAAUCGACAAUCAAACAGCGCUCAAUUUGCACCAGAAAUUGACCUACACUCCAAAUAUCUACCUCAAUUAUUUCGGGCUCUCGAUUCGAGUCGAAAAAUGGUCUGAUGCCACUUCAACUCCAAUAACUACAACUCCAACAACUACAACACCGGGCACCACAACUCCAACAACUACAACACCAGUCACUUCAACUCCAGCCACUUCAACUCCAGGCACUUCAACUCCAAUAACUACAACACCAGCCACUUCAACUCCAGUCACUUCAACUCCAGCCACUUCAACUCCAGUCACUUCAACUCCAAUAACUACAACCUCAGCCACUUCAACUCCAACAACUACAACUCCAACAACUACAACACCAGCCACCACCACUCCAACAACUACAACACCAGCCACCACAACUCCAACAACUACAACACCAGCCACCACAACUCCAAGAACUACAACUCCAACAACUACAGCACCAGCCACCACCACUCCAACAACUACAACACCAGCCACCACAACUCCAACAACUACAACACCAGCCACCACAACUCCAACAACGACAACUCCAACAACUACAACACCAGCCACCACAACUCCAAGAACUACAACACCAUCCACCACCACUCCAACAACGACAGCUCCAAGAACUACAACACCAGCCACCACAACUCCAGCAAUUACAACACAAGCCACCACAACUCCAACAACUACAGCUCCAAGAAUUACAACUCCAAGAACUACAACUCCAACAACUACAACACCAGCGACCACAACUCCAACAACUACAACUCCAACAACUACAACCACAACACCAGCCACCACAACUCCAACAACUACAACUCCAACAACUACAACACCAGCGACCACAACUCCAACAACUACAACUCCAACAACUACAACCACAACACCAGCCACCACCACUCCAACAACUACAACACCAGCCACCACAACUCCAACAACUACAACACCAGCCACCACAACUCCAACAACUACAACUCCAACAACUACAACACCAGCCACCACCACUCCAACAACUACAACACCAGCCACCACAACUCCAACAACUACAACACCAGCCACCACAACUCCAACAACUACAGCUCCAAGAACUACAACUCCAACAACUACAACUCCAACAACUACAACACCAGCCACCACCACUCCAACAACGACAGCUCCAAGAACUACAACAUCAGCCACCACUACUCCAACAACUACAACACCAGCCACCACAACUCCAACAACUACAACUCCAACAACUACAACUACAACACCAGCCACCACAACUCAAAGAAUUACAACUCCAACAACUACGACUCCAACAACUACAGCUCCAACAACUACAACACCAGCCACCACCACUCCAACAACGACAGCUCCAAGAACUACAACAUCAGCCACCACAACUCCAACAACUAUAACACCAGCCACCACAACUCCAACAACUACAACUCCAACAACUACAACUACAACACCGGCCACCGCAACUCAAAGAAUUACAACUCCAACAGGUACAACACCGGGCCCCACAACUCCAACAACUACAACACCAGCGACCACAACUCCAACAACUACAACACCAUCCACCACCACUCCAACAACGACAGCUCCAAGAACUACAACUCCAACAACUACAACAUCAGCCACCACAACUCCAACAACUACAACACCGGCCACCACAACUCCAACAACUACAACUCCAACAACUACAACCACAACACCAGCCACCACAACUCCAACAACUACAACUCCAACAACUACAACACCAGCCACCACCACUCCAACAACUACAACACCAGCCACCACAACUCCAACAACUACAACACCAGCGACCACAACUCCAACAACUACAACACCAGCCACCACCACUCCAACAACUACAACAUCAGCCACCACAACUCCAACAACUACAACACCAGCCACCACAACUCCAACAACUACAACACCGGCCACCACAACUCCAACAACUACAACACCAGCUACCACGACUCCAACAACUACAACACCGGCCACCACAACUCCAACAACUACAACUCCAACAACUACAACCACAACACCAGCCACCACAACUCCAACAACUACAACACCGGCCACCACAACUCCAAGAACUACAACUCCAACAACUACAACACCAGCGACCACAACUCCAACAACUACAACUCCAACAACUACAGCACCAGCCACCACCACUCCAACAACUACAACACCAGCCACCACAACUCCAACAACUACAACACCAGCCACCACAACUCCAACAACUACAACACCGGCCACCACAACUCCAACAACUACAACUCCAACAACUACAACCACAACACCAGCCACCACAACUCCAACAACUACAGCACCGGCCACCACAACUCCAAGAACUACAACUCCAACAACUACAACACCAGCGACCACAACUCCAACAACUACAACUCCAACAACUACAGUACCAGCCACCACCACUCCAACAACUACAACACCAGCCACCACAACUCCAACAACUACAGCUCCAAGAACUACAACUCCAACAACUACAACUCCAACAACUACAACACCAGCCACCACCACUCCAACAACGACAGCUCCAAGAACUACAACAUCAGCCACCACUACUCCAACAACUACAACACCAGCCACCACAACUCCAACAACUACAACUCCAACAACUACAACUACAACACCAGCCACCACAACUCAAAGAAUUACAACUCCAACAGGUACAACACCGGGCCCCACAACUCCAACAACUACAACACCAGCGACCACAACUCCAACAACUACAACACCAUCCACCACCACUCCAACAACGACAGCUCCAAGAACUACAACUCCAACAACUACAACAUCAGCCACCACAACUCCAACAACUACAACACCAGCCACCACAACUCCAACAACUACAACACCGGCCACCACAACUCCAACAACUACAACACCAGCCACCACGACUCCAACAACUACAACACCGGCCACCACAACUCCAACAACUACAACUCCAACAACUACAACCACAACACCAGCCACCACAACUCCAACAACUACAACACCGGCCACCACAACUCCAAGAACUACAACUCCAACAACUACAACACCAGCGACCACAACUCCAACAACUACAACUCCAACAACUACAGCACCAGCCACCACCACUCCAACAACUACAACACCAGCCACCACAACUCCAACAACUACAACACCAGCCACCACAACUCCAACAACGACAGCUCCAAGAACUACAACACCAGCCACCACCACUCCAACAACGACAGCUCCAAGAACUACAACAUCAGCCACCACUACUCCAACAACUACAACACCAGCCACCACAACUCCAACAACUACAACUCCAACAACUACAACUACAACACCAGCCACCACAACUCAAAGAAUUACAACUCCAACAGGUACAACACCGGGCCCCACAACUCCAACAACUACAACACCAGCGACCACAACUCCAACAACUACAACACCAUCCACCACCACUCCAACAACGACAGCUCCAAGAACUACAACUCCAACAACUACAACAUCAGCCACCACAACUCCAACAACUACAACACCAGCCACCACAACUCCAACAACUACAACACCGGCCACCACAACUCCAACAACUACAACACCAGCCACCACGACUCCAACAACUACAACACCGGCCACCACAACUCCAACAACUACAACUCCAACAACUACAACCACAACACCAGCCACCACAACUCCAACAACUACAACACCGGCCACCACAACUCCAAGAACUACAACUCCAACAACUACAACACCAGCGACCACAACUCCAACAACUACAACUCCAACAACUACAGCACCAGCCACCACCACUCCAACAACUACAACACCAGCCACCACAACUCCAACAACUACAACACCAGCCACCACAACUCAAAGAAUUACAACUCCAAAUACUACGACUCCAACAACUACAGCUCCAACAACUACAACACCAGCCACCACCACUCCAACAACGACAGCUCCAAGAACUACAACAUCAGCCACCACAACUCCAACAACUACAACUCCAACAACUACAACUACAACACCAGCCACCACAACUCAAAGAAUUACAACUCCAACAGGUACAACACCGGGCCCCACAACUCCAACAACUACAACACCAGCGACCACAACUCCAACAACUACAACACCAUCCACCACCACUCCAACAACGACAGCUCCAAGAACCACAACUCCAACAACUACAACAUCAGCCACCACAACUCCAACAACUACAACACCAGCCACCACAACUCCAACAACUACAACACCGGCCACCACAACUCCAACAACUACAACACCAGCCACCACGACUCCAACAACUACAACACCGGCCACCACAACUCCAACAACUACAACUCCAACAACUACAACCACAACACCAGCCACCACAACUCCAACAACUACAACACCGGCCACCACAACUCCAAGAACUACAACUCCAACUCCAACAACUACAGCUCCAACAACUACAACACCAGCCACCACAACUCCAACAACGACAGCUCCAAGAACUACAACAUCAGCCACCACUACUCCAACAACUACAACACCAGCCACCACAACUCCAACAACUACAACUCCAACAACUACAACUACAACACCAGCCACCACAACUCCAACAACGACAGCUCCAAGAACUACAACAUCAGCCACCACUACUCCAACAACUACAACACCAGCCACCACAACUCCAACAACGACAGCUCCAAGAACUACAACAUCAGCCACCACUACUCCAACAACUACAACACCAGCCACCACAACUCCAACAACUACAACUCCAACAACUACAACACCAGCCACCACCACUCCAACAACUACAACACCAGCCACCACCACUCCAACAACGACAGCACCAGCCACCACAACUCCAACAACUACAACACCAGCCACCACAACUCCAACAACUACAACACCGGCCACCACAACUCCAACAACUACAACACCAGCCACCACGACUCCAACAACUACAACACCGGCCACCACAACUCCAACAACUACAACACCGGCCACCACAACUCCAAGAACUACAACUCCAACAACUACAACACCAGCGACCACAACUCCAACAACUACAACUCCAACAACUACAGCACCAGCCACCACCACUCCAACAACUACAACUCCAACAACUACAACUACAACACCAGCCACCACAACUCAAAGAAUUACAACUCCAACAGGUACAACACCGGGCCCCACAACUCCAACAACUACAACACCAGCGACCACAACUCCAACAACUACAACACCAUCCACCACCACUCCAACAACGACAGCUCCAAGAACUACAACUCCAACAACUACAACAUCAGCCACCACAACUCCAACAACUACAACACCAGCCACCACAACUCCAACAACUACAACUCCAACAACUACAACACCAGCCACCACCACUCCAACAACUACAACACCAGCCACCACAACUCAAAGAAUUACAACUCCAACAGGUACAACACCGGGCCCCACAACUCCAACAACUACAACACCAGCGACCACAACUCCAACAACUACAACACCAGCGACCACAACUCCAACAACUACAACACCAGCCACCACCACUCCAACAACGACAGCUCCAAGAAUUACAACUCCAAGAACUACAACUCCAACAACUACAACACCAGCGACCACAACUCCAACAACUACAACUCCAACAACUACAACCACAACACCAGCCACCACAACUCCAACAACUACAACUCCAACAACUACAACACCAGCCACCACCACUCCAACAACUACAACACCAGCCACCACAACUCCAACAACUACAACACCAGCCACCACAACUCCAACAACUACAACACCAGCGACCACAACUCCAACAACUACAACACCAGCCACCACCACUCCAACAACGACAGCACCAGCCACCACAACUCCAACAACUACAACACCAGCCACCACAACUCCAACAACUACAGCUCCAAGAACUACAACUCCAACAACUACAACUCCAACAACUACAACACCAGCCACCACCACUCCAACAACGACAGCUCCAAGAACUACAACAUCAGCCACCACUACUCCAACAACUACAACACCAGCCACCACAACUCCAACAACUACAGCUCCAAGAACUACAACUCCAACAACUACAACUCCAACAACUACAACACCAUCCACCACCACUCCAACAACGACAGCUCCAAGAACUACAACUCCAACAACUACAACAUCAGCCACCACAACUCCAACAACUACAACACCGGCCACCACAACUCCAACAACUACAACUCCAACAACUACAACCACAACACCAGCCACCACAACUCCAACAACUACAACUCCAACAACUACAACACCAGCCACCACCACUCCAACAACUACAACACCAGCCACCACAACUCCAACAACUACAACACCAGCCACCACAACUGCAACAACUACAACACCAGCGACCACAACUCCAACAACUACAACACCAGCCACCACCACUCCAACAACGACAGCUCCAAGAACUACAACUCCAACAACUACAACAUCAGCCACCACAACUCCAACAACUACAACACCAGCCACCACAACUCCAACAACUACAACACCGGCCACCACAACUCCAACAACUACAACUCCAACAACUACAACCACAACACCAGCCACCACAACUCCAACAACUACAACUCCAACAACUACAACCACAACACCAGCCACCACAACUCCAACAACUACAACACCGGCCACCACAACUCCAAGAACUACAACUCCAACAACUACAACACCAGCGACCACAACUCCAACAACUACAACUCCAACAACUACAGCACCAGCCACCACCACUCCAACAACUACAACACCAGCCACCACAACUCCAACAACUACAACACCAGCCACCACAACUCCAACAACUACAACACCGGCCACCACAACUCCAACAACUACAACUCCAACAACUACAACCAGAACACCAGCCACCACAACUCCAACAACUACAGCACCGGCCACCACAACUCCAAGAACUACAACUCCAACAACUACAACACCAGCGACCACAACUCCAACAACUACAACUCCAACAACUACAGCACCAGCCACCACCACUCCAACAACUACAACACCAGCCACCACAACUCCAACAACUACAACACCAGCCACCACAACUCCAACAACUACAGCUCCAAGAACUACAACUCCAACAACUACAACUCCAACAACUACAACACCAGCCACCACCACUCCAACAACGACAGCUCCAAGAACUACAACAUCAGCCACCACUACUCCAACAACUACAACACCAGCCACCACAACUCCAACAACUACAACUCCAACAACUACAACUACAACACCAGCCACCACAUCUCAAAGAAUUACAACUCCAACAACUACGACUCCAACAACUACAGCUCCAACAACUACAACACCAGCCACCACCACUCCAACAACGACAGCUCCAAGAACUACAACACCAGCCACCACAACUCCAACAACUACAACUCCAACAACUACAACUACAACACCAGCCACCACAACUCAAAGAAUUACAACUCCAACAGACAAACCGAAAAACAUCUUUUCACACUAUAAAUGGGCAUGGAUCGGUUCUGGGAUUGCGUUGAGUGUUGGAAUUGGAAUGAUUUUGAUCCUUUUCUUGGUUCGAGUCUGCCGACGUUUACCCACUGUUUCAUCUGCUUUCAAUCGCAAUCUAAACAUGAACACAGAUGAUAUGGAACGGGCACGGCACAGAAGGUCGCAAAUCAGUGUUGAGAACUGGACC